Messenger RNA from Anisakis simplex (herring worm), 321 nucleotides. The record is from the annotation of a GenBank genome assembly. Lineage: Eukaryota; Metazoa; Nematoda; Chromadorea; Rhabditida; Anisakidae.
UGUGUUAAAAACAUAAUCAGCUCGAUCAAUCCAUCGAUGAUUCUGGCUGUAUCGAUGGUGAAUGUCAUUGUGCAACUAAUCACAUUAGUUAUCUCGCAAAUUACUGCAACCGCUCAAUAUGCGUUUCGAGAAUGUGCCACUGUUGCUUGUGAGGAUGAUAUCAUUGUACCGGCAUGGAUUUCACCUUUCCCGUACAACUCUUCUGAGCUACUGAUUACGAAGAGUAGAGAACGAAUUGCGAAACAUCGCGAUUUCCAACAGGAAUCGUUAUCCGACUCAGAGGACAACGCUAAUCAAAAGGAACAGGAAAAGGAAACCUGA